AUGUCUGAACUUCUAAGUUGUCUCUCCCGCAACAUGGAUAUAUUCGCUUGGAAUGUUGAGGACAUGCCUGGAAUUGAUCUAGAGGUUGUAGUAUAUAGACUUAACAUAAACCCGGAAGCAAGACCUUUCGUUCAGGAAGUACAAUAUCCCAAAUGGCUUGCCAACGUGGUUCUUGUCAAGAAAGCUAAUGGAAAGUGGCGAGUUUGCAUUAACUUUACAGAUCCGAAUAAAGCAUGCCCUAAAGACAGUUAUCCCUUAUCUCGAAUUGACAAUAUGGUAGAUAGCACGUCAGGUCAUAUGCUGUACAGCUUCUUGGAUGUUUUCUUGGGGUAUCACCAAUUUCUCAUGGUAGAAGAAGAUCAAGAGAAGACCUCGUUCAUGGUAGAUUCAGCCAUCUACUGCUACAGGGUCAUACCCUUUGGACUGAAGAAUGUUGGAGCAACAUAUCAAAGGUUAGUGAACAAGAUCUUCGCCAAGCUAAUUGGGAAAACGGUCGAAGCAUACGUGGAUGAUAUGGUGGUUAAGAGCAAACAUUUGAAUAGCCAUGUUUCUGAUCUAGAGGAAGUGUUUGCUAUGUUACGGAGGUACAACAUGAAGCUCAACCCGGCAAAGUGUGCGCUUGGGGUGGCGUCUGGAAAAUUCUUGGGUUUUAUGAUCACACAUAGAGGAAUAGAGGCGAAUCCUAAUAAAAUCCAAGCUCUGAUAAAUAUGGAGGUCCCUAAGUGCAAAAGGGACAUUCAGAAGUUGACAGGUCACGUAGCAGCACUGAACAUGUUUGUUUCCCGGGCAGCAGACAGGUAUUUCCCCUUUUUCAAACUACUUAGGGAAAAUAAAGAAACACGAUACACGCUUGCUGAACAGCUCGUCCUUGCUUUAUUAAUAGUUGCCAAAAAAUUACGGUCGUACUUCCAGUCACGUCCAAUUGUUGUGCUCACCAACAAACCUUUCAAACAUAUACUUCAGAAGCCAGAUGUCUUAGGGAGAUUGCUGAAAUGGGCAAUUGAACUCGACGAAUUUGACAUAGAGUUCAUGCCACGACCUGCAAUCAAGGCCCAAGCUUUAGCUGACUUCAUAGCAGAGCUUACUCCGAGAUCAUUAGAAACACCGGCCAAGGGCUCGAACUCGACCUUAGAAAUAUGGGAGAUUUUUGUUGAUGGAGCAUCCAAUAGUUCGGGCUCGGGGGCCGACAUUAUCAUCACAAGUCCGGAAAAGACUACGGAGAUACAAUGCGCUCUCAGAUUUGAAUUCGAAGCUACCAAUAACGAAGUACAGUACGAAGCCAUUGUUAUAGCCCUGGAACUCACAAAAAAUCUUGAGUGCGAGUGCGUUAAAGUUUUCAGUGACUCACAGCUAGUGGUAGCCAGAGCUGAAAAUGCCAAGGCUGAUGCAUUAUCUAGACUCGUCUUCAUGGGUGUGGACGGGCUCGAUAGAACAGUGCACAUCAAGAUGGUUAGAGAACCAAGUAUAGCUCAGAAGCCAAGUGUCAUAGACAUCUUGCAUACCAUCGGCUUGCCAGAAGCAUUCGGUAUAGAGCUGAGUUUCACACUCCCCUAUCUAAGAUGUCUCAAACCUUCCGAGUCUCUUCAAGCAAUGACUGAAGUUCACGAAGGCAUUUGUGGAAAUCACCAGGAAGCUCGAGCUCUUGCAUAUAAGUUGAUAAGGUUCGGGAUACCAAAAGUCCUCAUCACAGAUAAUGGAAGGCAAUUCAACAAUCCCCAGUUCAAGAACUUCUGCGCCAGUAAGGGGAUUGAUCAUCGCUUAACCUUGGUCUCACACCCACAAAGUAUCGGGUUAGCCGAAGUAACUAAUCGGAUCAUAUUGCAGGACCUCCGAACAAGGAUAGGGGAUGCCAAAGGUGACUGGCCUGACGCGACCAUCCCAAUUGAGGUUAGCCUCCCCACAAUAAGAAAGCUCGAGACAACUAGGGAGAUGCAAACUACCGAGCACCUUAACUUGCUUGAAAAGAUAAGGGAGCAAGCCUCACUUAGGGCUGUGAGUUAUCAAAACAGAACGGCAAAGCACUUUAACAACAAGGUCCAGACCAAGAGGUUCAGAGCUGGCGAUCUUGUCCUUAGAAAAGCAGAAGCCGUCGGACACCAACCAGGGAAACUCGGGCCGACAUGGGAGGGACCUUACGAGGUCAUAAGAAAACUUAAAGGUGGAGCCUAUAGCCUCAGAGACACAUCGGGGAGACCACUCCCAAGGCCAUAG
Messenger RNA from Olea europaea var. sylvestris, 2211 nucleotides. RefSeq lists its product as uncharacterized. NCBI's taxonomy places the organism in Eukaryota, Viridiplantae, Streptophyta, Magnoliopsida, Lamiales, Oleaceae. Gene Ontology annotation, biological process: DNA integration. Gene Ontology annotation, molecular function: nucleic acid binding. The coding region runs from base 1 to 2211 and encodes 736 amino acids. The transcript is spliced from 7 exons. The record is from RefSeq and is a predicted model, not a curated record.